AUGGAAGAUGAAGAUGAUGUUUACAGAAACUCCGCCUUGCCAGACCCAAGCCUGAUUGAGAAAGGUGUUGGAGACCGGGGCGAAAUCUCCGCAAAAGUUCGUCACCUGCUAUUCAUGGUAUUGACGUCAUCGAAAAUUAGACCGACUAGGUCGCCGCCGCGGUUACCAAGGAUCGCGAAAGCUGUGCAGGGGACCGAUCCAGACUGCGAAAAGUCGGUCAUCAGAACCUGA
This is a messenger RNA of Soboliphyme baturini, 231 nucleotides long. The record is from the annotation of a GenBank genome assembly. Lineage: Eukaryota; Metazoa; Nematoda; Enoplea; Dioctophymatida; Soboliphymatidae.